Messenger RNA from Tarenaya hassleriana, 1510 nucleotides. RefSeq names its product polyadenylate-binding protein RBP47B. The record is from RefSeq and is a predicted model, not a curated record. The transcript has 6 exons. NCBI's taxonomy places the organism in Eukaryota, Viridiplantae, Streptophyta, Magnoliopsida, Brassicales, Cleomaceae. Bases 21 to 1253 code for a protein of 410 amino acids. Gene Ontology annotation, cellular component: cytosol. Gene Ontology annotation, molecular function: mRNA binding.
CCCCGCCGCAGCAGCAGUGGAUGACGGCAGCCAUGCAGUAUCCGGCGGCGGCGAUGGUGAUGAUGCAGCAGCAGCAGAUGAUGAUGUACCCUCACCAUUACGUUCCGUACAACCAAGCUCCUUAUCCUCAUCUUCCUCACCAUCCUCACUUCCAAUACGCGCCUUAUCAGCAGCAGCAUCAGCUUCCUCAUCAUCAUCAUCACCACCAUCAGCAGCAGCAGCAGAAGCAUCUGCAGCGUGGAUCUGGCGAUGAUGUGAAGACUCUCUGGGUCGGAGAUCUUCUUCAUUGGAUGGACGAUACUUAUCUCCAUAGCUGUUUCUCUCAUACCGGCGAGGUCUCCUCUGUUAAAGUUAUUCGUAAUAAACAAACUUGCCAGUCAGAAGGAUAUGGGUUUGUGGAGUUUUCUUCACGUGCAGCGGCUGAGGAAGUUCUUCAGAACUACAAUGGUUCUCCGAUGCCAAAUGCCGACCAGCCCUUCCGUCUAAACUGGGCUUCUUUUAGUACGGGCGAAAAAAGGGUAUCAGAAAAUGGUUCUGAUCUCUCUAUAUUUGUGGGUGAUUUAGCUCCAGAUGUCACUGACACUUUGUUGCUAGAGACCUUUGCUAGUGGAUAUCCUUCUGUUAAAGGAGCAAAAGUUGUGAUUGAUUCCACCACUGGUCGGUCCAAAGGUUAUGGUUUUGUUAGGUUUGGUGACGAGAGUGAGAGAUCGAGGGCUAUGACAGAAAUGAAUGGUGUUUUGUGUUCGAGUAGGCAAAUGCGCAUAGGUAUUGCUACCCCCAAGAGGGCUGCUUCUCACCAGCAACAAUAUUCAUCACAAGCUGUGAUACUGGCUGGUGGGCACGGAGCAAAUGGUUCUAUUCCCCAUGGCUCUCAAUUUGAUGGAGAGACAAUUAACUCAACAAUAUUCGUUGGAGGGCUUGAUGCUGAAGUUACCGAUGAAGAUCUCAGGCAACCAUUUUCACAGUUUGGUGAGGUUGUUUCAGUGAAGAUCCCAUUAGGAAAAGGAUGUGGGUUUAUCCAGCUUUCUAAUAGAAAGAAUGCUGAAGAAGCCAUCCAAAAGUUGAACGGUACAGUAAUCGGCAAGAACACUGUCCGACUCUCUUGGGGACGAAACCCAGGAAACAAGCAGUGGAGAUCCGACACAAGCCACCAGUGGAACGGGGGAUACGCUCGUGGACAGGGUUUCAACAAUGGCAACGGAUAUACUAACCAGGAUUAUGCUUCUCCUGCCACAAUUCCCGGGGCUUCUUAAAGGCGAGUUUCGAAUGGAAUCGAGUCAUUCGGUGUGGUAAGGGUUUAGGGUUUAGCUUUUAUUCAAAGAAGGCUGAACCUGUGGUCCAAGGACAAUUUUGUAGCUGGAUUUUUAAAAUGUUUGGUUUGUGCUUAGAAGAUGAGAAAAAAGAACAAGUGAAAGGUUUUGAAGGGUCUGUCUGAGAGAUGGUUAAUCUCAUCUUUUACAUGGGUGAGGAUGACAACGUUAUUUAUCUUUGAAGGUUUGGUUUGUUUGCU